Molecule: messenger RNA, 3099 nt
Organism: Toxoplasma gondii ME49
Lineage: Eukaryota; Apicomplexa; Conoidasida; Eucoccidiorida; Sarcocystidae
Product: IQ calmodulin-binding motif domain-containing protein
Exons: 9
Coding region: 1-3099 (1032 amino acids)
Molecular function (GO): protein binding
Source: RefSeq, a predicted model, not a curated record
AUGAAGCUGGUCGCAUGCACUGCCUGGAGAGCCGAGAAAAAAAUGCACGAUGCGGCGACGGUGCUGCAGACCAAGGUUCGCGGUUUCCUCGCGAGAAGGUCGUUUUUGCGGGAGUUGUUUCACGGUCCGUUCCCAGAGGAUGUACAGACGCGUUUGUGUCCGUACAGAGCCGCCGUGGAGGCGUUCCACUCGGCAAAGACGCAAGACCGGCGGGAGUCGUGGAUGCGCGCGCAUCGUCGUUGGAUGGCAGAAGAAACUCUGAAGGAGCAGAAGGAAGCUUUUUUCGGAGCGCCGCCUUCUCCCCGGGAAACGGCCAAUCCCGCAGCGGGACCUCAACUGUCUUCUCCGCGUGCGUCUUCUUCGCUCUGCAGACGACCUCACUCCUCGGAGCCUGCGGCGGAGACGCGCGAGGACCUUCUCCCCACAGCCUCUCGGCGCCGACGGCCGACGAGCGAGCAUGCAGGCUUCUCGGCGGAGUCCUCCCGCGCCUGGCACAAGGCGCCGUUCUCCGUCGAAGAUCAACAAGGUCGAGGCUCAACAGAUCGCCGCUCACAGAUCCCCUUUCCGGUCUACCAAUCAGAAGACGAUGGACAGCCUCGCGCAGCCAGAGCGCGGACGCGGCUGGAGAUGCAAGGCCGCAGCCGCAGCGCCCGGCCGGACGCUUGUUCCUCUGGAGAAUUUGUGUUGACGCACUUGAAGUCUUCGACUCUGACCGUCCGUCAGUGCAAGCAGUUGAGGCGCGAAUUCGCCUCUCACGUACAUUCAGAGAACGAAGCGAAUAGCGAGAACGAAGCCGUCGGUUCGCCGCGCCUGCCGCGCAUCGUCCGAGGCGGCUCCCCCUCCCCUCGACGCCGGGGUGUUGAGGCGUCAGAAGCGCUUAGAGGUCGUCAGGUUGGCAGAGAUGGUGGAAUCGAAGACGCUUGCUGCGCGGCGACCGGGGAGCCAGAGAGGGAACAGGAAGUCGAAGGAGUGAACUUCGCCUCGACGCUUUCCAGAGACGUCUUGAAGGAUCGUAGGGUCCAUACGCCUCAUGGAGGAGAGACAUCAGAAAAACCAAUACGGCUCUGUGCUUCCUCUGGACAAAAGUUAUCGCCUUCCCGAAAAAGAAAGUCCGUUCUUGUUGCCUCCCGUUGGACUCAGCAGUCGCGAGAGCUGUGCGAGGCGCGGACCCAUGCCUCUGACGCACAGGCCGCUUUUUUUCCUCUUUCCGAGUCGCGGAAGGACCUGACCUGUAGAAGGGCAGUUGUCUCCCUCUCUCGCCGCCCGUUGGACGAACGCGACCAGCAGCUUCAGACGCUGCUCCUUCAGCUGCGACAGGCGAUCAGAGAAGACGAGAAGAGAGCUGCACGACGAGAGAGAGAAGAAGACGAAGAUGUUCGCAGUCUUCUCCUUCGCGGCGGAAAAUCCGGAGAGAACUGCGAGGAGUCUUCACACCGACUUCUCCUCCCCUGGGCUCCUACGGGACGUCUCGCUUUCCCUGACUCAGGAAGAGAAGACGAGAAUACGAGGGAAGAAGGAGAGAAAAGAGAAGAAGGACAGACGAGGAAAAACAGGGAGCAACGAGAAGAAGGGAACGCGACAAACAUCUGUGGACAAGACAAGACGCGAACGGGAGAUCGACGAUCCGAGGCAGCCGCGGACUUCAAACGAAAGAUGAAAGAGAGAGGCGAGAAGACGAGGGAGGAGCUCGCCGCAUUCUGUGCUUUCAGAGGACUGCGCGAAUGCCAGCAUCCUCAUCACCAUCCGGAGAUUCCUUUCCUCCACCCUCUCGCGGCGUUGUGCGAUGCAGCCGUCAAAGUGCAGCGAUGGCUUCGACGCAUUUAUCGUCUGCGUACUUGCAGAGCCAAGUUGGCGGCGCUGUGGAGAAGGCGACAGUUCGAAAAACUCCUCAAGGCGACGAAGGCCGCCCUCCUGCAGUGGAUGCGGCACUCCAUGCUGACGCCGCAAGACGAAGCUGCGAUGCUGGUGAACAGAGAACAUGCAGAGCGACUGAGGGAACUGUCUGCACGAAGGUCCAGAGCCGCCACCAGUGCCGGUCGAGCCGGCCAGGGAAAGGCGCUGGCCCUCCCCCGAGUGGAGACGCGGCGCCUCCUCGUUCGACUCCCCUUCACAUGUCGUUCGCACUCGUUCGCCACCCGGUCAGAAGUCGAGAAACAGCAGAAGCAGCUUCGCGACACUAUCCAGCAUAUCGCUCUCCUCAGGCGUCAACAGCAGCAGACGGCGAGGAGCCGCAAGCUGUGGAACAGGUGGAAAUCUGAGCACGAUCGAGCAGCUCGGGGGGAUCCUCCCGAAUCCCCCACCAAUGCAGGGGGAGGUGCCAUUUCUCCUCGGGCAGCGCGCGGCGAGGCGGCAGGCCAUCUCGGAGGUGAAGCAGCCUGCGGGAGGGACUGUGUCCUUCCUGCCCACGAACGCGGAGAUCGAGCGACGCGAAAAACACAACGCGAAAAUGCUGAGGUUUUUGGAGCGAGCAAACGCCGGAGAAGACGACACAGAGCGAAGCGACAGCCCUCUCGCCUCCACUCGCGGCAAGCUUCAGUGGAGAGAAGACAGGGAAAACGACCUUUUGGAGCUCGGAGAGAGAGAUGGCGAGACAAGAGAAGGACGACCCGACCACCGCUUCUGUCAGGAAACGAACAGCCGAAGAAGCAUCAGCGCAAGCAGCUCGAGGAAACAAAUCCGACAACACUGGCUGGGACUUGGCGGAGAGGACGUCUCUGCCAAAGUCGACGAAGUCGAAUUCUUCCGCCAGGCGUCACCUCUCGGCCGCAGGCGUCUAGCUGCGCCGACGUACUCCCCAUGGCUACACCUCACGCUGGGUCUCAAGCAUCCGAACUUCCACCGCUACGGCCCUCGACCUCCUGUGGACAUUCCAGGCUUCGCGCCGCCGUCCGUCUGCGCCGCCUUCGCUGGUCGUGGGCGACUGAGACAAGGCGCAGCGUCCGUUCAGGGAGAGAAAGCGCAAGAUCCACCGUCUCCUUUGCCCUACUUUUUUCCGUACUCCUCCGCCGCAAGUGCCUCUGCAGUGCCUUCAACUUCAGCGUAUCCGGCUCCUCUGCUGCUUCGAUCAAGCUCCAAAAGGCAACAGGCUCUUUUCGCUAG